Molecule: messenger RNA, 429 nt
Organism: Lentinula edodes (shiitake mushroom)
Lineage: Eukaryota; Fungi; Basidiomycota; Agaricomycetes; Agaricales; Omphalotaceae
Exons: 2
Coding region: 1-429 (142 amino acids)
Source: RefSeq, a predicted model, not a curated record
AUGUCGCUGAUAAUUCACGUUCCGUAUAUAAUAACAGGUGGUCGAUCAUACAACUAUGAGGAGACUAGUGAAACUGCCCGGGUCUGGAAAGUAUACCUGGAUGAAGCGGAGAAUUAUGAUGAUGAGAUGUUGCGAGGAUUCAAGGACACGAUUGACUCGCUUUUGGUUUUUGCUGCAUUAUUCUCUGGUGUGGUUACGUCCUUUAUCAUCGCCACUAUUGACUCUCUCCAGCCUGAUUAUCCUGCAAUCACUGCCCUCUUGUUGGUGGAACAGGUUCAGCUCCUUCGAGCCGCUGGUAAUCUCACCACAAUCAACGCUAUCCCCAAAUCCAAUGUGGAUCUUCAAAAUGCUUCGCCUAGUUCCAGAGAUCUUUGGGUGAAUGGUCUAUUCUUGGCAAGCUUAUCUUUCGCCCUCGCCACUGGACUCUGA